Molecule: messenger RNA, 8836 nt
Organism: Monodelphis domestica (gray short-tailed opossum)
Lineage: Eukaryota; Metazoa; Chordata; Mammalia; Didelphimorphia; Didelphidae
Gene: ULK4
Product: unc-51 like kinase 4
Biological process (GO): protein phosphorylation
Molecular function (GO): ATP binding; protein kinase activity
Source: RefSeq, a predicted model, not a curated record
GCGUGCUGCCUAGGCGACGGGCCGGACGAUUCGAAACGAGGAGGGGGGGGGGAAAGCGAUAUUCCUGCGUUCAUAACCUUUAAAAAAAAAAAAGAUCCGUGAAUUCUCCUCGUGUUCCCCUGCUCCUUUGUGAGAGUGGACCAGCCUAGAGAGACAAGGCUUGCAGAGUGCUCCGAACUUCCAGGAGUCCAGGGCUUCCACAUCCCGAUCACCGCUCUCGGGGGCCGGCAGUUCUCCCGAAGAAGCCAUCAGGGGAGACGGUGGGCUCGGGCAGUAGAGAUGAAACGGAAGAAGAUAUAGUUCAUCUUUAAAAUGGAAAACUUUAUUCUUUAUGAGGAGAUCGGAAAAGGAAGCAAGACUGUUGUUUAUAAAGGACGGAGGAAAGGAACAAUUAACUUUGUAGCCAUUCUCUGUACUGACAAAUGCAAAAGGCCUGAAAUAACUAACUGGGUUCGCUUGACCCAUGAAAUUAAACACAAGAAUAUAGUCACUUUUCAUGAAUGGUACGAAACCAGCAAUCAUCUCUGGCUUGUUGUAGAAUUAUGUACAGGUGGUUCCUUAGAACUGGUUAUUGCUCAAGAUGAACACCUCCCUGAAGAUGUAGUGAGAGAAUUUGGGAUUGACUUGGUGACUGGAUUACAUCAUAUUCAUAAACUUGGAAUUCUCUUCUGUGACCUUUCUCCUGGGAAGAUCCUCUUGGAAGGACCUGGCACAUUGAAAUUCAGUAAUUUUAGCUUGGCCAAAGCAGAAGGGGAAAAUUUGGAAGAGUUCUUUGCUUUGGUGGCCUCAGAAGAAGGUGCAGGUGAUGGUGAGACGCUAACAAGAAGAUGUAUGAGAAGCCGAGUCAAAGGUUCUCCUAUCUACACUGCUCCAGAAGUUAUAAGGGGGAUGGACUUCUCCAUAGCAAGCGAUCUCUGGUCUUUGGGUUGUCUACUUUAUGAAAUGUUUUCAGGAAGACCACCAUUCUUCUCAGAAAGUUUUUCUUCCUUAGUUGAACAGAUUUUAUAUCAAGAUUUUUUGCCACCUAUACCAAAAGAUAAUGUUCUUCCUGAAGCAUCAUCUGAAUUUGCAAGUUUACUUAAUGGAUUACUUCAAAAGGAGCCUCAAAAAAGAUUGACUUGGCCAGAGGUAUUACAGCAUCCAUUUUGGAAGGAAGCUUUCAAGAAAGAAGAUCAUGAUUCUCCAAAUACCCAAGAUGCCAACUUUAAGAAAAUCAUGGAAUGUUCUUUAGCUGAAGAAUGUGAAGAACUGUUGUCAAGUAGCAUGGAGAAUGUCCAGUCUUCGGGGUUGAAUAUCAGCCAACAAUUUAACAGGUCUUUUAAACUAGAAAAUCCAGCUGAAUUGCGGCCUAAGAGUGCUCUUGGAUGUGGUCAAUUGAAUGAAUCUAUAUUUCUUCUGAGUUCUCGCCCCACUCCUAGAACCAGCACUGCAGUGGGAUUGAUACAUUCUGAUAUUGUAAUCCAUAAGCCAUAUCAUCAGCCUUCUUCUUUUACAGAGAUGAAGAAUCCAUAUUUAUCUCAGCAGGACAUAGAGGCCAAAAUGAAGGAACUCAUCUAUACUGAUGCUGACCUUGUUGUGACUCCAAUAAUUGAUAAUCCAAAGAUAAUGAAACAUCCACCAAUUAGAUUUGAUGUGAAAAUACUUCAUUUACCAGCAUAUUCAGCCGAGAAGUUAGUAUUUUUAAAGGAAGCCGACUGGCAGGACUUUUUACAACAAGUCUGUACCCAGCUCGACACUGGGGAGAAGAGCACAGCAGCCUCCCGGGCCAAACUCAAUCUGCUAUGCUACCUGUGCACUAUAGCCAACCACAAGGAGCUGGCCGUGAAGCUCAUCCAUUCACAACUGAUGCCAAUGCUCAUCCAGCAGCUCCGAGCAGCUCCAAAUUGGGAUAUACGGGCCAAGGUUGCCCGGGUGAUCGGUUUGCUGGCAUCUCACACAACUGAAUUGCAAGACAAUGUGCCUGUCACAGAGGCAGUUACUCUCUUAACUGAACUAAUUAGGGAAAACUUCAGGAACAGCAAAUUAAAACAAUGCCUUUUACCGACCCUUGGAGAGCUGAUCUACCUUGUAGCCAGUCAGGAAGAAAAAAAAGAGCACCCUAGAGAAUCCUGGGUCAUUCCCUUGGCUGCUUACACUGUGCUAAUGAGAUGCCUUCGGGAAGGGGAAGAACGUAUUGUGAAUCAUAUGGCAGCAAAGAUUAUUGAGAAUGUCUGUACUACAUUCUCUGUCCAAGCCCAGGGCUUUAUUACAGGGGAAAUUGGACCCGUUUUAUGGUACCUCUUCAAGCAUUCCACUAUAGACUCACUACGGAUAACGGCUAUAUCGGCCCUGUGCAGGAUCACGCGUCAUUCCCCCAACGCUUUCCAGAAUGUGAUUGAGAAGGUGGGCCUGACGUCAGUCAUCAACUCCCUGGCAUCUGCCAUCUGCAAAGUGCAGCAGUAUAUGCUGACCUUGUUCACCGCCAUGUUGUCCUGUGGAAUCCACCUGCAGAGGCUCAUUCAGGAAAAGGACUUUGUUACCACAGUAAUACGUCUGUUUGACAGUCCUUCGACUUCCAUUCGAGCAAAAGCUUUUCUGGUCCUUUUAUAUAUUUUGAUUCAUAACCGAGAGAUGUUGCUUCUCAGUUGCCAAGCAAGACUGGUGAUGUACAUUGAAAGAGACAGCAGAAAGGCCACCCCAGGAAAGGAGCAGCAAAGCGGCAAUGAGUACCUGUCAAAAUGCCUGGAUCUUCUCAUCUAUCACAUUGUGCAGGAACUGCCAGGAAUUCUGGGUGAUGUUCUCAAUGCUUUGGCUAAUGUUUCUGGCCGCAAACACCCAUCAACAGUACAGGUUAAGCAACUGAAGAUCUGUCUUCCAAUGAUGCCUGUAGUGCUUCACCUUGUGACCUCACAGGUAUUCCGUCCCCAAGUUGUAAAUGAGGAGUUUCUUUUCAGCUGUGGGACUUUGCUUAAUCAUAUUAAGUCUAUAGAUUCAGGAGAGACCAAUAUAGAUGGAGCCAUAGGUCCAACAGCAUCCGAAGAAUUGAUCAAGAUUACUUUAUUAGCUUUUGAAGCAGUAACGCAACACCCAGUCUUGCUGACAUAUUUUCGUUCUACGGUCGUGGACUAUAUCCUCCCACCCUUGGUCUCUUUGGUUCAGAGUCAGAAUGUGGAAUGGAGACUCUUCAGUUUGCGGUUGUUGUCAGAGACCACGUCCUUGCUUGUAAGCCACGAGGUUGUGGCGGAGGAGAAGGAGGAGAACAUGGAUUCCAACACCAAGCUUCUGUCUCUGAUUAGAGAUGUUCUGCUUCCCCAGUAUGAGCAUGUCCUUAUGGAACCUGACCCUGUACCAGCAUAUGCUCUAAAACUGCUAGUGGCUAUGACUGAACAUAAUCCAGCUUUUACCAGCCUUGUUGAAGAAAGCAAACUGAUCCCAGUUCUUUUUGAAGUAAUUCUGGAACACCAGGAAAGCAUCCUGGGCAACACUAUGCAGAGUGUCAUCACCCUACUCAACAAUCUGGUUGCCUACAAAGACUCGAAUAUGAAGCUGUUCUAUGAACAAGGGUUGGUCCGCCACAUAUGCAACCUUUUGAUUGAAACCUCAACCCUGUACCUGGACAUAGACAAUAAAAGCAACAUCAAGACUGCAAACUCAAUGCUGUUUUCCCUGCUUGACAUCUUACACUGCAUGCUCAUGUACACCUCGAAUAUUGUUCGGCUGACUCUACAGGCCCAGAAGAAUGGUACAGGAGGGGACACUCAGGCUGCUGAGGACCUUCUGCUUGUGAAUAAACCUCUGACAGACCUAAUUAGCUUGCUUAUUCAGCUGCUUCCAAGUGAAGAUCCCGAGAUAUAUGAGGUUUCGUCAAGGUGCCUGUCUGUGUUAGUUCAGCUGUAUGGAGGAGACAAUGCAGACAGUAUGUCUCCAGAAAAUAUGGAGAGCUUUGCUGAAUUACUGAAGUCCAAGAAGGAUGCCAAGGAACAAAAGCUACUAUUGAGAAUCAUAAAAAGACUGAUCACUUCAAACGAGAAACACUUGGAGAGCCUGAAGAAGGACGGAGCUAUUCUGAUCCACAUGCUGGAGGCCAUCGCCCCGCCCAACAGCCCCCGUGACAGCACCGUGGUUUCCUUGGCUCAAGAAAUUCUCAAAAUAGUUGAAAGCUAGCCAGGAGGGUGAGUGACCCUGCCGUGCCUCCAGCCCAGCGCUCCGAUCCCGGGAUGUGAUUCUCCCAUUCCCUGGUGUCUGGUCUACCGUCAGCCUCGUCCUUGGCCCAGCCAGCUCAGAUUCAGGAAGUGUUUUACUCAUCUGUGGGAUCCGCAGCGACCCUCCUCACUAUGUGGCCGGUGCUCUGGCCUCGUCUGCCCCUUGGAUGUACCAAUAAAAAGCUGCCUUGGUCACGGCUCCCACAAAGCCUUUGCAAGCCGGCUUGAGCCUCUCACCUUUCUCCCUUCAUUUCACUUUGUUCGCUCUGAAAUAGCAUCUUAAAAACACACCUGCACCUGUAUGCAGGGGGCCACACAUGCACACACGUGUCAUGCCCGGGGAGGGGCACACAGCCUGGGCAAGGGAAGGCCGCUGUCGGUUUGCCCCUGAACGGACAAAGUUAAGAUGUCAGAAGGGUGAGGGAGGCCAACACUCACUUCCCUUAAACCUGGGGUGCCGGGACUGGGCCGGAAGAGGAGGGUGAGGAGGGGCGGAGAGAAAACUGCUGAAGGAAAUGAGGCUCUUCACAUUCAGAAAAACCACAGAAACAGUGAAAGGGUGAGGACACACGGAAUCCCGAGAAACCCGAGAAACCCCGGUAGGCGAGCCUGGUUUCCUCCCAGCACACCUUUCUGUGAUGCUGGUUCUAACAAGCCAACUCUCCAGGGCCUUCACUUCUCCAGCUUGGGAAAGUAAACAAUGAACAAAAUUCAGAGGGUGGGCGGCCCGGAAGCCCAGGAGCAAGGGCUCCGCAGGUCCUGCUGUUCUCUUGCCUCCAUUCUCUGGUGUUUUUUUUUUGCUUUUCUAUUCCCUGCCAUUGCCCUCCUCUGACCCCAGAUCUUGCCCUAGAGAGGCCCAGAAAGCUCUGUGUGUGUGGUGGGGGGUCAGGAAAAAUAGGCCAAGGGUCUGGAGGGACUUGGGUGGAAGUUGGUAAGAUCAGAGGAGGCACUAUGGGAAAAUGUGCUCAGAAACGUACGUGUGACAGUGAGUACUUCCUCAAGACCAGAGACCAUCAUUAGGAAGAACUUUGUGUGGGUCACAGCCUGGGAUUGGAACCUAUUUCCACAGGAACAGAUCGUUUUAUGGGAAGAGUCUACAAGGUUCUUGAAAAGGGGUCACCGUCAGAAGAGGUUGCUGGGUUACUGGGCUUCCCAAGAACUUAACUCCAACUCCAAUUGCCCCUCCCUGGCCCCAUUUUCCACCCCCCAGCGCCUGGACCUCAGAAUCUCUGCACAGCUACCAACCCUGGGUGUUGAGGGGCUUCCUUCACCCAAGGCAAGGGUGGAGGGGAAUGUCAAGUUAAGAUUAUGGUAGAGAAGGGAUAUAACUGGCGCCCCAUAAUGGGACCUUUGUCUAGUUGGGCUAGAGGCAAAAGGGCAAGGCCACCUGGAAAAAUCUGAGAAAUUGAAGGUCCAAAGGAAGACCCAAGCCCUGCAGGAUUCAUGGAACCAGGAAUCCUACCAUCUGGCCUGUGGCCCUUCAAAGAGAGAUCAAUUUUCUACCUUGGGCCUUUGUGGGUGAAGGUGUGAAUAGAAAAAAAAAUGAAGCAGAGGAAAAAUGCUUCAAAAAGCAUUUACACCCUUUUCUUUUGUGUGUCCCUCUUACAAAAUCACAGUUCUAAAGCUGGAGGUGGGUGGGCCAUUUUAGACGAGGAAAUUGAAGCUCAAAGGCCUUUGAUAAAGGGGUCCGACUUCCACAGCUCUUGUUCUCCCCCAUGGCAGUAUCCACAUGCCCCACGUUGACAUUUUUGAGGCUAUAUGAGAAUAGUUUAGAGGUUUAUACUACUUAGCUGUGAAAAGUCCACUUUACUUUUACUCUGUGGCCACUGACAGUACCAACAUCUGCAUCUAAUUUGGCUUUCAUUCACUUGGAGAAAAGUUGAGGAUUUAUUCAGCUAUUCCCCCAAACCAAAGGGAACACAGCUAACAAGUUGGUAAUGGAGUUAAAUUCAGAUUUGGGUUGUCUGGCCUCAGACAUGAGAUAGUGAUUCUGACCCUUAAUAUCCUCAUUAGAAUUUUAUAAAAUGAAGUUGGACCCAAUGGCCUUUUUAAGGACCUUUCUGGUUCUCGAUCUUUUAAAGUUCCAUGAAUUGGCCUAAAGAAAUAUUCUUUUCUCAAAUUCUGUGAAUUUCAAGAUCCAAAGCGACUUGUCCACAGUUACACAACUAAGUCAGACACAAGAUAACAGACCUUGGUCUUUCUGACUCCAGAGUUCACUAGGGUCUAGGAGUCAGAGGCCCUGGAUUCAAAUCCCACCAUGGCCAUUCAUUAUCUAUGUGAUCUUGGAUGAGUCACAACCUUUAUGUGAAAUUAAGGAGAUUGGAUCAGAUGGCCUCAAAAUUCUCUUCCAGUUAAAAAGGUAUCCUUUUGUGCCAGAACAAGCGACCAUGAUAAAUUACUUUUCAAACUAGCCCUUCCCUUGCAUUGCCAAUAGGACACUGUGAAAUCUAGAAAAGGCCUAAAAAGUAGACCCAUUUAACAAGUAACAGGUACUCUGAUCAAAGCAGGAAGUACACUGGAAAGUCUGUGCUACAGUCUAUCGUCCCAACAGUAAGUCUCAUUACUUGGCUUGGCAGUGAUUCUUCAGGGAAUAAACAUCUCUGAAUCCAGCUAGUCUGAUCCUCAGGAGACUUAACUCGUUGCUAAUCCUGACCCUGACACAUUUCCAGCUUGGAAUCACCAGCUGGAGUUUUUCUUCUACCAUCACAACUUUGAAGAGUUGGCAUCCCUUCAUUCCACAGUGAGGCAUACAAGCUGGCUUUUAGUGGAGGAAGCCAAAUAGCUAGACCUCAAUACACAUUUUGAGAAACCAAAUUUUCACUACAAUCAUUACAUUAUAACAGCAUAGUUGUCUCUUGUUCAUAUUGUAAUCAUCUAUUACUGACACCUGGGGGAGGCAAUUAUUCACUUUAUAAAGUAGGGAUAUAAUGUUUGCAAAUCUGGAAGUUUGUUGUGUAGAUCAUAUUUAAAAUACUUGCUCACACCUUUUAAAGCAUUUCCAAAAAUUAUGAUAUUAAAUCCAUUCCCAUCUUUGUGACCCCCUUUAUUUUACAAAAUAAAAAUCCCUUUAAAAUUUUCUUGAUUUCUAAAGUGAACUGUAUUUGGCACAGUUGGCAAAUUCUACAAUUAGUGUUUUUAAUCAAAAAAGAAAAGGAAGAAAUCUUUUCUUUAAUACACUGUUUAGACACCCCACUAAUCAUGUUGUAUAAGACUUAGGGCUAAACUUUAGGGCUAGAGUAUUAUUGUCCCCCCAAAUGGGUAUCUCAGAAGCCGAGAUGCAAACUCUUGUUAUGUUAUGUAGUUAUGUUAAGAGCCAGGUAAUUUUUUUUAAAAACUGCCCUUUAGCUGAAUAUCCAUCUAAUUUUUUAAAAAGGAAUAUAAGCAUUUGUGCCCAAAUGUCUCCAAACACAGAGAAGUUCCAUGCCACUGGGGUGGGUUUAUGCAAAUAAUCAGGCUGUGCUGGCAGCUGGCUUCAAUAAAAGGUAACAGCAGCUAAACAGCAUCACACAAUAAUCGCUAGUACUAACUGGCUACUCUUUUGGAGUAGGUAGGGAAAAGAUUCAAUCCAUGUUUAUAGACAACACUUUUGCUUUCACCUAUAACAAUACAUGUAGGACAAGUAUACACAUUAUAUAUCCACUAUGGACUCUCCAAUCCCAUCAACUUUCAUUAUGAGAUUUUAAUUUUAGCUCCCUUCUUAAAAUUCAAAUUUGUUUAACAUCAUUUUAACCAUGCGGACACAUUUGUUUUCUUCAAAUAAAAAAAUAAAAAACUUAUCACUAAUAUAAACCAUUCAGACAUAUUAAAAAUGAUGUAAGUGUGGUAUUUAAUGGGGCAAAAAUGGCGUUCCUGUAAACAAACAAGUUGACACAGUAGAAUGAAUUAAAAGUUUUCUUUAAUUCUGAGCCAUUUUCAUAACUGCAUUUUCUCUUGGAAGCAUCUGUAUCACAGCAGGUUACAACAACUUUGGGAUAAAAGGCAACUGGUAAACUGUCCAAUACAAGGUUUCAAAUAACAGUUCUUACUGGCCCCUACCCAGACAUAUCCCAGAUAAAAUUUUUGAUCAAAAACAUGAAAUAGAUCCACCUGCUUAUUUUAAGCAUAUUAAAAAGGAAACUAAUUGGACCAUUUCUAUUUGUCUAUUUUAUACAAAAAGGCUACACAAUGUUACACUUUAUUCAGAAUACAAUUAGAGUGAUUAUGAAUUAGUGUUCUACACCAUUACUCGAUCCUUAAAAAUCAGAAAUUGCUGUAGCAGUAUCCACUAUAACUUAACACUACGAGACUUAAAAAACUAACAGUUACUGCCAAAAAAAAGAAAAGAAAAAAGGAAAGCUACUGUCAAAGCAAGCAAAGUCAGUACCAUUACAGAGAUUAAAAAAAAUAAUUUUAACAAGCAAGGCUAGGGUUUGAUAAAUUCCAUCUCGUGAUCCAUUCUUGUGCAUCUUCAUUUCUUGAGUUACUCCCAAAAUCCAUUGGUAUUGUUACUCCUCGACCAAAAAGGACCAAAACAAAAAGCUUACUUCAAGUGUUCCCAUAGGAAACUCAGCGUGGUUAGUGUGUCAGGCACUUUCUGAGAUGCCAGCCCACCCCUCGAGCCCUCUCAGCAACUCUACAGGCCAAGCACAAUGCAAGCUCACUCAGACAAGACAGCU